AACAAUUUUUCCCAUACACCCACGUUUCUUGGUUGUCUGUUGACAUUGUCAAUGUAAGCUGUCAGCAUCAUCUGUGUCUGUCAAAAAUGUCAAGAUUACAUGAAACUUUGAAACAGGAAAUAUAAAAAUAACAAAAUCAUUAAAAAUAAAAGAAAAAUUCAACAACACAUGUGGCGUAGUGGAUUCAUUGAGUUCCUUUGUGUAAAAUUGAACACCAUGAAUCUGUUAAGUGAUAUUCUACUAAUAAAAUAAUGUUCUAAUACGCAGUGCUAUUCAGGAAAUGAACUAUAAAUUCUGUGUUUCUUUGCGAUUCAUAAUUUAAGUGUGGUGAAUAAUGUUUCGGAGUAGAAGUUGGUUUGGGGGUGGAUGGGGUCGACCUAAAAAUCCCCAUUCCUUGGAAAGAUUAAAAUAUCUCCAUAAUAUUUUAUGUAAGAAUACAACUGUAUCCGAGAGUAAUCGGGGCAUUUUGGUAGAGUCCUUGAGGUGCAUUGCCGAAAUUUUAAUAUGGGGCGAUCAAAAUGAUAGUUCUGUGUUCGACUUUUUCCUAGAAAAGAAUAUGUUGUCAUAUUUCUUGAAAAUAAUGAGACAAAAGUGUGGUGGAUCUUCAUAUGUUUGUGUGCAGUUAUUGCAGACUCUCAAUAUUCUCUUUGAGAAUAUAAGGAAUGAAACAUCUCUUUAUUAUUUAUUAAGCAACAACCAUGUAAAUUCAAUUAUUGUUCAUAAGUUUGAUGUAUCUGAUGAGGAAGUCAUGGCGUAUUAUAUAUCCUUUUUGAAAACUCUCAGCCUGAAGCUAAAUAAUCAUACCAUUCACUUUUUCUAUAAUGAGCAUACAAAAGAUUUUCCACUAUACACGGAAGCUAUCAAAUUCUUUAAUCAUCCAGAAUCUAUGGUUCGCAUAGCUGUACGGACUCUCACAUUAAAUGUUUAUCGAGUACAAGACGCAAGUAUGCUUCGUUUUAUAAGAGAUAGAACUGCAGCACCAUACUUCAGUAAUCUAGUGUGGUUCAUUGGUAAACACAUAUUGGAAUUAGAUGCUUGUGUCAGGAAUGAUGCUGACCAUCAAUCACAACAAAAGCUUGACGACUUAGUUGCAGAACAUUUGGAUCACCUGCAUUACAUUAAUGAUAUUCUAUGUCUCAAUAUCCCAGAUUUAAACGAUGUCCUCACUGAGCAUCUCUUACACAAACUUCUCAUACCGUUAUAUAUUUAUUCUUUAACCUCCUCCUCCAUUAAACGUCCGACCACAUCGUCUCCAUAUAACAGAGACCACAUACAAAGUAUUGAAGUGAUUACACGCAACCUUGAAGCUAUUCUAUCCGGUAGGAGUGCAGAUGUGCCGCCGCGAAUAAAAUAUCCAAUACAAAAAAUGGACUCGGAAGAUGAAUCGAAACCAUCGGUGUCUUGCGUGGUUGCCCUAUUUCUUUUAUCGCAAGUGUUCCUAAUUAUAACGCACGGCCCUAUUGUCCACGCUUUGGCCUGGAUUAUUCUACAAUCUGAUUUAUCUAUAUUCGAAGAUGGGGCGAUGAAAAUAUUAGACUUGUAUAUAAGUAGUGCAAAGUCCAAUGUCAAAUUGGAGUUCUCGAAGCCCCAGUUGAGUUUAGAAAAGGCUUUGGAAUGUUCCACGUGUCAUGAUAGGGAUUAUACAACGCCUGAAUAUAGUGGCGCUAAAGCCUUCGGUUAUGACACAGAUCAUUCCAGCUGUGACCUUGAUCCUGAGUUAGUAUCCACCUCUCUUCCGUCCACAUCGCAUAUAAGCGAAACUUCAAGUAUUGCUCACGAUUCUACAGAGGACCUGGUCACGCAAAUACAGUCCCUAAAGUCGCCUACCGUUAAGGAAAAUAUGCCCGAUUCUCCUUUACCAGAUUCUGGUAUCGAUUCGAGCUCUUCUAAAACUGUAUCCGAAUUUAAUAAUAUAACGGACGAAGAAAAGCAACAAUUAUUAGGUUCCAUGCCGACUACGUCAACAGAAAAGACCAUGACAUUAGAAGGUGUAAUUGAAAUGGAGAGCAGAAAUAUAGAGAAAAAGCCUUUCAUAAAAACUGUUUUGGACUCCUUGGAUUGUAAUGAGGAUGAUUACAAGGCAUUAUUUGCAUUGUGUCUAUUGUAUGCUCUGAUUAACAAUAAAGUCGGAGUAAGCAAUGAGCUAUUGGACACAUUACUACGAUCUGAACUAGAUGAUAGUGGCAAAGUAAUAGUGUCCAAUGAAAAUAGUCAGGAAGAAAGUAGUAGCGCACAGGAAGGAACGCCUCAGCCGAUAAAAUCAAAAGAUAGCUUUAAUGCUUUGUUAAUAUCCAAAUUGAUGUCUAUAGCGUACCUUAGCUGUAAACCUGCGUCGAAAGUGCGUCUAGUCACGUGCGAGUUAACGGUGCGUUUACUCAAAACGGCCAUGGAGGGGUCGGGGGGUAUAGCGAGCGCGCGCCACCUCGCCGCCGCGGACAGCUUGCGGGCGAGGGCCGCCGCAUUAGCUAGGAACUUUUAUAAGUGCGACGAUAUAUUCUUGGACAUGUUUGAGGAUGAGUACUGUGAAAUGAGUAAACGUCCAUUGAACGUGGAAUGGCUCUGUAUGGAUGCGGCUAUAUUGCUUCCGCCGACUAAAACGCCUAUGUCCGGGAUUGCCUUUGAGAAAAGACUUCCAAGUGGCGAGAUGGAGCGGGCUCGUCGUGCUAUCCGGACGUUUUUCCUUAUCAGAGAUUUGUAUCUUAAGUUGUCCGGAAAGCAAGAAACGCAAUUGCCUUUAGCAAACCAUGCGCCGUUCGUACAAGUGGGCAAAACAUUAGAUCUCAAUGACUCCGACCUAAUAUCGUGUGACAUCAUACAGAAAGAUGGCACUUGGCACCAUCGAUUCCUCGCCGUGGACAAUAUUCAGAUAAUUCUGGUGGAGCCGGACAAACAGAAGUUAGGUUGGGGAGUGGCGAAAUUGGUCGGCAGUUUGCAGGAUUUAGAGAUAACAGGCGACAAGGAUGACCCCAGGUGUCUACACUUAACCAUUCACAAACCACGUGUCGGAGCCACCGGAGUGUCGCCGCGGACUGUGCUACUGCGCGCUAAGUUUAAGUUCGACGACCAUAUACGGAGCAUGGCGGCUAAGCAGAGGCUCACUAAGGGCCGUACAAAAUCACGCCAAAAGAAGAUGCAACAGAUCGGUCGUCUUCUAGAAGUUUCUGGAAUAUCAGCGCCCACUAUGGCGCCGCGACACCGCCCACUAUUCGCUAGGCCCUCCUUGACAACUGUUCGAAGGCAUUCGGGUAUAGAAGGUGACGAUUCAGAUAGAAGGUUGCGUCGUCCGAGCGGACACGUACUCAAGGACGGUAUCGUUGUCUAUCGGGAACGGACCACAACCAGCAGGGAGAGCAGCGUGUCGCGCGGCAGCAGCGGGCGCGCCGCGUCGCGGGACGGCUCGCCGCGCGCGCGCGACGAGGAGAUACCGCUCGAGAACAUACAGCGCGCCGCCGCGCACGUGCCGCAGAAUCUUCCAAGCACAUCCCAAACCCCAAGAGUGUCUCGCACUUCAUCAGAAGAAACCUCUUUCAUAUCCGGGGAGACGAGACCCAAAAGAAAAGGUAUCAUAGAGACCAUUUGAUAUUAGCUUUACCCUCGAAAUUAAAUUAAUAUGGAAGAGAUAUUGUUUUUAUCAAAUAUUUUUGAGAAAGUCUCAAAAAAAAAACAUAUUGUGGAAAUUCUUGUUGUUAUCAUGGCAAGUCGGAAAACAAAAUUCGAGGCUUUUGAAAUAUUGCGUAGAUUGAUCAUUGCGUAAAUUAAUGUUUUAAUAAUUAUACUGGCUGCUAUGUAGGAUUGGAGAUAUCGAAUAAAUAUCAUGUAUAUCAAUAAAUCAUCAUGGAAAUGUCUUGGAAAAAUCAUGGAAAUAAUUGUUAAUAUAAAGAACGGUUUAACUACAUAACUCAUAGAAAAUGUUUCCAAAGGUGUAAAAGCGUUAACGCAAGACCAUUUUAUUAAGUUAUGACGUCAUAGACAUCCAUGACUCGCUUGUUUCUAAAACGAACGAAGCCUAAUCUGAAUGUCAUAUCUACAUUCAGACUAUAUAAAGUAAGGACAGUUACAGUCCAUUUGCAAGCGUAUCGUGUUGCAUUGAGUUAUAUAUAUUUUUAAUACACAUAAUAUUAAGUAGUUAAAUUAAAGAUGUAAUUAUAAUACAGUUCAUUAAAUAUCUAUUAACCAUUUCCCAUAACCAUAUUAUAAUGUAAUGUAAUUAUACUUUCCUGUUUAUAACACGUUCACCUCCUUGUCUUCCGUCAUACCAAUUAGUUAGUAAAAUAAUAACGUAUAAGCAACUAAUAACAAAUUUUAUCACCUGCUAUCUCGCUCGUUCAUGAGCGUUAAGAGACUUGCUAUCCCACUCACAAUUAUGGAUGUCAAUAUUAUGAGUAUUACAUUACGUGCAGCCAAUGAAGUAUCAGUUCAAUUUGCCAUCUGCGAUCUCACUCGCGCAUGUGCAUUAAGAGGCAUUGUAUCUCCCUCACUCGAGAUUGUGUUCUAAAUUUUGAUGGGUUCUUUUAUUAUUCUAAUAUGUAUAUUAACACAAGUUUGUAGACAGCUCUUACUUGAAAUGUUCUAUAAUACACUGUUGUUCUAUAAAUUAUGGUUCUUAAUUGCAAUAAUUUUAAUAAGUUGUAUAUCAAAUUGCAACCAGAUAUCCAGAUAAGUCGGAUAUUACCGUAAUUAUACUUUUUGAUAGUUUUUAAAACCUUACUCAUAUCCUCUAAGUAUCAUUGCUUUUUUAUUUUUUGUAAUUUU
Zerene cesonia (dogface butterfly) is the source of this 4752-nucleotide messenger RNA. RefSeq names its product protein CLEC16A homolog (gene ema). Gene Ontology annotation, cellular component: late endosome; endolysosome membrane. The coding region runs from base 335 to 3580 and encodes 1081 amino acids. The record is from RefSeq and is a predicted model, not a curated record. NCBI's taxonomy places the organism in Eukaryota, Metazoa, Arthropoda, Insecta, Lepidoptera, Pieridae. The transcript is spliced from 17 exons. Gene Ontology annotation, biological process: endosomal transport; endosome to lysosome transport; regulation of autophagosome maturation.